UUAUUCUUUCCAUCUCCAACCAACCCCCUGGACCCUUCCACUGCUGUAAGCCUUCCUUCACAAAUGUCCGCCACCGGCUUCACCUUCCCGCCGACUUCCGGCUUUGCUGCGACCCCCGGCAAGGCCGGCGGUUGCGAUGCCCAGUCGGCGACCGCCGACGUCCCCGCCAGCACGACUGCGUCGACGGCCGCGCCCGCGUCCGAUGCGGACGCCAGCCAGCAGCACACCUCCGCCUCCCUGCUCGAGUCGAUGCGAAUGAAUGGGCUACUGCAUGGUGGUGCUGCGGGGGCACUGUCUUCCGUUGGCGAGGGAGGCCCUGGAGAGGCCAAGGUGAGUGUGUCUUGUCCCUCUCGAACCCUCUCAGAUCAAACUAGCCAACAGGGUCGGGCCUUGAGCCACGAAGCCAACGUGCAGACACCUAGUCAUUCAAGUGGGGCGGCGCACACCACGCCGUCGAACCUGUGCGGCAUUCGCUACAUUCGACGGGGCUGUCAGUGCACGCCAGGCCUACGCGCGAGCGAUGUUAUUGGAAGUGGCUACCGAUUUACUUCGAAGUUGUCAGAAAACGACGAAGCACACACAGAGAGCACCGCGGACGACGGUGCCGUCCAGCCGUCGAGCGUGGACGACAUGCUGCACCACCAGCAGCAGCAACAGCAGCCAGUCGCUGGCGCUGCCGCGGCGCAGGCUGCCUCGCUGAGAGCACCGGCCACCAGCGAGGCCUCGGCAGCGGCGGCCGCGAGCAUCGCCGCCUUGGCCUCCACGGCCCCAAAACGCCUCCACGUCUCCAACAUACCCUUCCGCUUCCGCGAAGCUGACCUCCGACAGUUGCUCGGACCCUUUGGAACUAUCCUGGAUGUGGAAAUCAUUUUCAACGAACGAGGAUCGAAGGGUUUCGGGUUUGUCACGUUUGCGACCCCCGAAGAGGCGGACAAGGCGCGUGAAAAUCUGAACGGCACGGUGGUUGAAGGCAGAAAAAUUGAGAUAAACAACGCAACGGCGCGUGUGAUGACAAAGAAGAAAUCAGAGGCUCCGACAUUAAUGAAAACCGCUACCACAUUGAGGGGCAUCCGAAACGCCCUCCCACCAACUGUGUCGAACGCUGCCGCGCUAGCCGCAGCUCUUCGAGGUUGCUCAACGUUGGCCGGUCUGGGCACAACUGGAUUGGUCGCUGCUGCAGCCAAUCCGGCGGCAGCUGUCUCACCAGCGGCUAACCAGGCAUUGCUUGCAGCCGCGGCUGCUUACAAUCCAACCGCGGCACUCUACCUGGCCUCUGCAGCCGCGGCCGAUCCAACCACCGCCCUGCUGACGAAUUACGUUGCCGCGCUGAAUGGGGCGGCCGCCGCGGGCACACUCUCGAUACCCAUGCAGUCACCCGCCGCACAGCCAGCAGCACAGCUACUGGCCGCUAAUCUUCCAUGGUACGGUGCCUCGCCUGAAUUAGAGUUGCAGCAUCGUCUUCACCAACAUCAAGCUCAGGUCCAGCAACAAGCCCAAGCACAGGUCGCCCAGCAGUCGGCAGCUGCUUUGGCCGCGGCGAAUCUCGCGGCCGCCGGUUUGGCCGCCAGCGGAGGUGCUGGGGGUGGAUCGCAGGCGGGUGUCGCUGCCUCCGCCGCCAACCCCUUCGCAGCGGCUAUGCUGCGCGCCUUCGGCGGCACCACGCCUGUCUCCCAGACAGCUCCGCCUGCCGUUGUCAGUGUUACUGCAGCCUCGGUUUCACCGGCAACUAGUACGGCGUCGAGUUCGUCGGCGGCAGCAGCAGCAGCAAACGGAGGCGCCAGCAAUCAGGCUGCCAUGGCGGCUUUAGCUGCAGCAACAAAUUCAGCCAACCUUUGUCUAAAAAGCGCCAUUCCACGUCUCCAUAGUUACCUGUCGGAUUUGAAUGCGGUCGCGGCCGGGGUCGAUCCCUACCUGAAUCGUCUUGCUGUAAGUUAUGCUGCGCUCGGGAAUGUUGCAAAUGCCAGCUCUCCAGCCAUUUAUCGAACGAACUCCAGCUACCAGCGCUUCUCGCCCUACUGA
Messenger RNA from Mesocestoides corti, 2019 nucleotides. The record is from the annotation of a GenBank genome assembly. NCBI's taxonomy places the organism in Eukaryota, Metazoa, Platyhelminthes, Cestoda, Cyclophyllidea, Mesocestoididae.